Falco peregrinus (peregrine falcon) is the source of this 1157-nucleotide messenger RNA. It is a transcript of the gene TERF2IP, whose product is annotated as TERF2 interacting protein. Gene Ontology annotation, biological process: regulation of DNA-templated transcription; telomere maintenance via telomere lengthening. The coding region runs from base 1 to 1017 and encodes 338 amino acids. Gene Ontology annotation, cellular component: shelterin complex. NCBI's taxonomy places the organism in Eukaryota, Metazoa, Chordata, Aves, Falconiformes, Falconidae. Gene Ontology annotation, molecular function: telomeric repeat DNA binding. The record is from RefSeq and is a predicted model, not a curated record. The transcript is spliced from 3 exons.
AUGGCGGCGCGCGGGGAGGCGGUGACGCCGUUGCAGUCGCGGUCGCUGUUCCUGUGGGACGAUGGGACCCCGAUGCGGUUCUACGUGCGGCCCGGGCUGGCCAAGCUACGCCUGGCGCCGCUGCUGCUGGCGGGCGGCGGGCGGCUGUGCCGCGUGCAGGAGCCGGGCGCCGUGCUCCUGGCGCAGCCCGGCGAGGAGGCGCCCAGCGGGGCUGUCUCCACCGUGUACGUGACGGAGUGCGUGGAGCGCAACCAGCGGCUGCCGCUAGAGCCCUACCGGCUGCCCGCCGCGCCGCCCGCCGCCGCCGCCCCCCGCGGCCGCCUGGCCUUCACGGAGGCGGAGGACGUGGCGCUGCUGUGGGCGGUGCAGCAGCAGGGCCAGGCGCGGGCGCGCGGCCGGGCGCUCUGGAAGGAGCUGGAGCGGGCCGGCCUGACGCGGCACAGCUGGCAGGCCAUGCGCGACCGCUACCUGCGGCAUCUGCGGCCGCGGCACAGGGAGCCCCGGAAGACGGCGGAGCCCGCGCAGACCUUGGGCAUUUUCGCGGCGGCUAACCGGGAGUUUGAAAGCACGGAGUCAGGAAGCGACGCUUCAGACAUCACAGAAGAACUUUCUACACAAAAUGGAGAGGGAAAGUCCUUGAGAGAAACAGUGUUUGGUUUGAAAAUGGGACUGGAGGACUCUGCAAAUGGCUGUCAGGAAAAGCCAAGGGAAGAAAGACCAGCAAGCUCUUGCUCUUCUUCCAGUGUGGUGGGAGAAGUAGUAAAAACUAUGCAGCGCUUCAUGGAGCAUCUCAGCAUGGACCUGCUCACGAUUACACAGGCCUUCCUGAAAAACACUGGUGAAGUGGAGACCACUUUACACUUUCUGCAGACAGGGCAGCGCUUAGAUGGGUACCCUGUAUGGAGCAGAGAGGAUGAUUUGGAAUUGCAAAAAGACGAUGAACACAUCAGAAAUAAAUUGAUAGCAAAAUUUGGAGCUGAAAAUGUAGCAAAGCGGAUAGCAUUUAGGAAAAGUUAGAUAGGAAAGCAGAGGGGAAUGGCUAAUCUAUGACUGCAGCAGGAACUUAAAAACUCAGUCAUUUCAGAAAUGUAAAUGCAAUGGAAAGUUUGAUGCAACAUUCUAAAUCUUCAGGAAUCCUUUAAAAUGAUUUUUUUAAA